AAGUAUUGUUUUCGUCCCUAACGUCUUGGGUCAAAAUCAAAAUCGUCCCCGACCUUUUUUCGUUAUUAAAAUCAUCCUCAACGUUCAAAAACACUUUAAAAUCAUCAUUUCCCGAAUUCUUGGACCAAAAUACCCUCAUCAUCAUCAUUCUCCUCUUCACCUUCCUCACCCCACCACCUCCACUGCCACCAACAGAAGAAGGCUUCGCCGGCAACCCGACGACACCCAAUCGAAGCUCUCCGCCCUAACAGACGUCACACACAUCUUCUACGUCUCAUGGACUAGACGCCCCACCGAAGCCGAGAAUUGCGAGGUUAACGGCGCCAUGCUCAGAAACGUCCUCCAAACCGUUAUCCCCAAUGCCCCCAAUCUCCGCCACGUGUCCCUCCAGACUGGUGGCAAGCACUACGUAGGUCCCUUCGAGCUCUUCGGCAAGAUCCAACCCCACGAGCCGCCGUUCACGGAGGAUCUACCACGACUCAAGGCCCCCAAUUUCUAUUACACUCAGGAAGACAUCUUGUACGAAGAGACGCAGACAAAGGAUGGUGUUUUUUGGUCGGUGCACCGGCCGCAAGUGAUCUUCGGAUUCUCACCUUACAGCUUGAUGAACAUGGUGGGAACCCUGUGCGUGUAUGCAGCGAUUUGCAAGCACGAGAGGGUUCCGUUGAGAUUCCUUGGAACCAAAUCGGCAUGGGAGGAUUACACGACGGCGUCGGAUGCUGAUUUGAUCACGGAGUAGCAUAUAUAGGAGGCGGUGGACGUGUACGCGAGGAACGAUGCGUUCAAUUGCAGCAACAGGGAUGUGUUCAAGUGGAAGCAUCUGUGGAAGGUGCUGGCGGAGCAGUAUGGGAUCACCGAGUAUGGCUUCGAUGAGGGUUCCGAGAGACUCAAGUUGUCAGAGAAGAAGGCUUCGCCGGUAA
Messenger RNA from Arachis ipaensis, 920 nucleotides. The record is from RefSeq and is a predicted model, not a curated record. NCBI's taxonomy places the organism in Eukaryota, Viridiplantae, Streptophyta, Magnoliopsida, Fabales, Fabaceae.